GUCUGCGAAGGAAUUAAUCGAUUCAGCCUUCCGACCCUCCCGCAUUUGCGCUCGACAUCCACGAGUCUGAUCCAAGAGUCGCCGCAUAGCUGUAGGAGUCAAGGAAAGGUUGCGAAGUGAAUUCAACAUGGGAAAAUCACAAUCAAAGCUCUCCCAAGAGCAGCUCACUGAGCUCCAGCGAUCCACUCACUUUGACAAGAAGGAGUUGCAGCAAUGGUAUAAAGGCUUCUUGAAGGACUGUCCAUCCGGCAUGCUUACGAAGGAGGAAUUUCAAAAGAUCUAUCGGCAAUUCUUUCCAUUCGGGGAUCCAUCUUCUUUUGCAGAUUACGUAUUCAAUGUCUUUGAUAGCGACAAGUCUGGGUCGAUCGAUUUCAAGGAGUUUAUUUGCGCACUCAGUGUUACAAGCAGAGGAAAGAUGGAAGAUAAGCUUGACUGGGCUUUCCAGCUUUAUGACAUCGAUGGCGACGGAAAGAUCAGUUAUGAUGAGAUGUUGGCUAUUGUAGAGGCAAUUUAUAAGAUGGUCGGCUCAAUGGUCAAACUCCCAGCAGAUGAAGAUACCCCCGAAAAACGAGUCAGGAAGAUCUUCCGCAUGAUGGACAAGGACGAGAACGGCAGUUUGGAUAUGGAAGAAUUCAAGGAGGGUAGCAAGCGUGACGAGACGAUUGUAUCUGCGUUGUCACUGUACGAUGGCCUCGUUUGAUUGCGUCUGCAUCUUCGUGAGGAAGUUUAUUGGUGCAAUAGAUAAGGGCCCUCGCGAACGACUUUACGGGGCUCUCCCUCCUCUACUCUACACCUCGUGAUGAGUGGUAGUCAUACCUCUAUGGAUGGUGCACCAUUCUGUGG
Amorphotheca resinae ATCC 22711 is the source of this 843-nucleotide messenger RNA. RefSeq lists its product as hypothetical. The record is from RefSeq and is a predicted model, not a curated record. The transcript has 5 exons. Gene Ontology annotation, cellular component: intracellular membrane-bounded organelle; membrane; cytosol. NCBI's taxonomy places the organism in Eukaryota, Fungi, Ascomycota, Leotiomycetes, Helotiales, Amorphothecaceae. Gene Ontology annotation, molecular function: calcium ion binding. Bases 128 to 700 code for a protein of 190 amino acids.